UUCUGGGGUUGCCCUGCGCACUGCCUGAAUCCCCGAGGUUGGGUAGGGAGGAGAAGCCUCAAGAUGACCGUCCACAACCUGUACAUCUUCGACAGGAACGGAGUCUGCCUCCAUUACAGCGAGUGGAACCGCAAGAAACAUGCUGGCAUCUCGAGGGAGCAAGAAUACCAGCUAAUGUAUGGAAUGCUGUUCUCCAUCCGAUCCUUUGUCAACAAGAUGUCUCCUGUUGAUUUCAGAGAUGGUUUCCUUUCUUUUCAGACGAGCAAAUACAAGCUGCAUUAUUAUGAGACCGCAACGGGCAUUAAAAUCAUCAUGAACACAGACCUAGGGGUCGGGAACAUCCGAGACAUUCUCAGUCAGAUCUACAGCACGAUCUUUGUGGAGCUGGUGGUGAAGAACCCUCUGUGCAGUAUGAACGAGCCUAUUCAGAGCGAACUGUUCCGCACCAAACUGGACAGUUUUGUCCGUGGCCUGCCAUUCUUCUCUGCACGCGCAGGCUGAACUCGGCCCCUGGUCCGAUUAACGGCGACGGUGGUUUAGAAACGCUGAGGAAACGACCACGAGAAACUGCAAAGUCCUGAACGGAAUCCGUUCCAUCAUGUCUAGCCAGAGCUGAAUUUUCACUCCCGUUGCAGAUUCAGACUUGUGUUUGCCCGCCCCCCACCACUCCCCGUCUCACACACACACACACACACACACACACACACACACACACACACACACACACACACACACACACACACACACACACACACACACCCCCCACACCCCGGCCACCCCCACUCCCAGUCCUCGCCUAGCUCAUAUUCUCAGCCCUCCUUGCUGUGCUCUGGUUCCUAUGACUACAGCCUAAUGACUGUUGGUGGAGGGAAGCAAUUUGUGGUGGUUUUUCAGUUACAGAACUGUUUCUGGAAGUUUCUCCCUGUUAAUUUAUAGAAUAAAUCUGGCCGAUGGGGCAGUGUAUUCGUCCAA
Messenger RNA from Carcharodon carcharias (great white shark), 972 nucleotides. RefSeq names its product trafficking protein particle complex subunit 1 (gene trappc1). Gene Ontology annotation, cellular component: TRAPP complex. The record is from RefSeq and is a predicted model, not a curated record. The transcript is spliced from 5 exons. Lineage: Eukaryota; Metazoa; Chordata; Chondrichthyes; Lamniformes; Lamnidae. Gene Ontology annotation, biological process: endoplasmic reticulum to Golgi vesicle-mediated transport. The coding region runs from base 64 to 501 and encodes 145 amino acids.